UGCUUAUUGCCCCCCCUCGAAACUAACAUAAGACGAAUCCACCGCGGUAGUGGUGGUUUUAGCAGCUUAGCUUGGCCCACAUUGCACGGCGUAACCAUGGUGAACGUCAAGAAGCGGAAAGGUCGCGUCGUUAUCGACUCGGACUCUGAAGACAGCGCCAGCGACGACAACUUAGAUCAGGAGCUGCUGUCAUUAGCAAAGAGGAAACGGGUGGAUUCCGGCGAGCAGGAGGAACCGAUGAGCAAACCAACAGCCUCUACUGAUUCCGAGACGUCAGACAGCGAUGACGAGUGGACCGUUGGGGGCACCAAAGGCAAAAAGAAGGUAAAACAAGGCAAAGGUCAUGAGAAAAAGAAUGCCAGCAAGAAGAAGCUUCAUAAGACGACAGCGUCGGGAAGCUCAAAUGGAGACAGCUCAGGCGAAAGCUCUGCGCCAGAGGAGGGCGAGGUGUCCGACUCGGACAGCAACAGCUCCUCCAGCUCCGACUCGGACUCGUCAGAGGACGACGUCUUUCGGGACGGCUACGACGACGACCUGAUGGGCGACGCUGAGGACAGAGCGCGGUUGGAGCAGAUGACGGAGAAGGAGCGCGAGCAGGAGCUCUUCAACAGGAUCGAGAAGAGAGAGGUGCUCAAGAGACGGUUUGAAAUCAAGAAGAAGCUGAAGACGGCAAAGAAGAAGGAGAAAGAGGAGAAGAAGAAGAAGCACGAAGAAGAGCAGGAAAAACGCAAGCUAUCUCAGGUUCAAGACACACAAGUGGUGAUGUCACAUAACAAGGAACGGCGAUCCAAGCGCGACGAGAAACUCGACAAAAAGUCUCAGGCCAUGGAAGAGCUGAAAGCCGAGCGAGAGAAGAAGAAAAACAAAACAGCAGAACUCUUGGCUAAACGCGAGCCCCUGAAGACCAGCGAGGUGUACUCGGACGACGAAGAGGAGGAAGAAGAGGAAGAUGACGACAAGUCAUCCGUCAAGAGCGACAGGAGUUCACGCUCUUCCUCCUUCGACGACGACGACGAAAAAGAAGAAACGCCGCCCAAAUCGCAACCCGUGUCUCUGCCCGAUGAGCUCAACCGGAUCCGCCUGUCACGACACAAGCUGGAGCGUUGGUGCCACAUGCCCUUCUUUGCCAAAACCGUCACCGGCUGCUUCGUCAGGAUCGGCAUCGGGAACAGCAGCAGUAAACCAGUCUACAGGGUCGCUGAAAUUACGGACGUGGUGGAGACGGCAAAGGUUUACCAACUGGGCACGACGCGGACAAACAAAGGAUUGCAAUUACGGCACGGCGGCGACAUGCGCGUCUUCCGCCUGGAGUUUGUGUCCAAUCAGGAGUUUACAGAGAACGAGUUCAUGAAAUGGAAAGAGGCGAUGAUUAUGGCCGGCAUGCAAGUGCCCACACUGGACGAGAUCACCAAAAAGGAGCAGACCAUCAAAGAAGCCAUGAAUUACAAGUUCAACGACAAAGACAUCGAAGAUAUCGUCAAAGAGAAGGACAGAUUCCGAAAAGCGCCACCUAACUACGCCAUGAAGAAAACUCAGUUGCUUAAAGAUAAGGCUAUGGCGGAGGAAAGCGGUGACGGUGACAAAGUGAAGGUCAUCCAGGAUGAGUUGAAUGAACUGGAGGAGCGAGCAGAGGCGCUGGACAGGCAGAGAACCAAGAACAUCUCCGCCAUCAGCUACAUUAAUCAGAGGAACAGAAGCUGGAACAUUGUGGAAUCGGAAAAAGCUCUGGUGGCUGAGGGACAAAAUGCCAGAAACCAGCAAAUGGACCCGUUCACUCGGAGACAGUGCAAACCCACCAUGGUGUCCAACGCCAGAGACCCGUCGGUGCACGCUGCCAUUCUGGCUCACCUGAACCAGAAGUAUGGCUCCGGAUCCACGCCGGACCCUUCUCCUCUUGAUAAGAACAAACAGGGGUCAACGGACCCAAAGGACAAAGACGUAACCAAGCCAACCACAGACCUCUCCGAAGAUUUAUUCAAAGUUCAUGAUUUUGAUGUAAAGAUUGACCUUCAAGUCCCUAAUGCAGAAGCAAAUUCUCUGUCGGUGAGUUCCAACGCGCUCCCUGUAAAAGACGGUGCCCCCCGCCGAUCGCUCAACCUAGAGGACUACAAGAAGAGGAGGGGGCUCAUCUGAAGAUCACUGCACUGCAUGAGGAACAGGCUGUGAAAGAGCGUGUGUGUGUGAGUUCAUCGGGGCUGUGCGAGUGAGUGUGUGUGUGUGUGUGCGACAAAAGACUUUUUAUCAGAAGAAACUGAUCCAGACACGUUAUUCUGUCCUUUGUUUAUUUUUUAAACGGUUUAUCCUCUGAGGGUUUUUUUCCCCCCGUUUUUUCCAGGAGAACUCAAUGGCGCUGGAAUACACUAAUUACCACUUUGUUGUUUGACGUUACUGGACACUUAAGUCUUGACCAGCAGUUAAAAAAAAAAACAAAAAAAAAAAACAAACACCCCUCUCACAAUGCCCCGUCCAUGUUUGUCAAGUAUCUCCCCAAAUUUUAAUGGAGCGGGUACUUUCGGGGACAUUCUGCCAUUAUGUCACUUUGUAAAUUCUGUGAAAUUGGCCAGAAGUUGAAAAGAAAAUGUGUUUUUUUGUUUGUUUGGGGUUUUUUUUUUUUUAUGAAUGUUGCUUCAUUCCUCUUGUAUAUCAUGUUAGGUUAUGUAAAAGGAUUAAGAAAACAAAAGACAAAAACACCCUUGUCCUUAACUCCCAGAGCAGAUUCUAUUUGUUAUUGAUUGUCAAUAGUUGGUUCCUGUAUUGUUGUGGCAUGCCAUGUAAAUAUGCAUUUUGGAGUGAGUUGAGGAGGAAAAAAUAAAAGAGGCACUGUUUCAUAA
Syngnathus acus (greater pipefish) is the source of this 2831-nucleotide messenger RNA. RefSeq names its product RTF1 homolog, Paf1/RNA polymerase II complex component (gene rtf1). Gene Ontology annotation, cellular component: Cdc73/Paf1 complex. The record is from RefSeq and is a predicted model, not a curated record. Gene Ontology annotation, molecular function: RNA polymerase II C-terminal domain phosphoserine binding; DNA binding. NCBI's taxonomy places the organism in Eukaryota, Metazoa, Chordata, Actinopteri, Syngnathiformes, Syngnathidae. The transcript is spliced from 18 exons. The coding region runs from base 97 to 2133 and encodes 678 amino acids.